UUCCAAUCUUUCGCCAUCACUUACUUUCAUCUUCUCUUCUUCCCUCUUACAUUGUUGCAUACAUAGAUAUUUAGCUUAUUCAUAAUGAGUAGCAAAAUAUCCCAUAAAUAUCAUAGUUAUGAAUACGGGUCUACCUCAUUUCUGCUAGUAGUACUCAUCCUUUUCAUCACUACAACCACAUUGUACAUUCAUGGUGUCGAAGCGUCCCACGACUUUCAUUAUAAUCUUCAGUCUGUUGAGGCUGAGAACGUAUCGCAACUGCACAGAACUAGCUACCACUUUCAGCCUAAACAAAACUGGAUUAAUGAUCCAAAUGCGCCAAUGUAUUACAACGGAAUCUAUCAUCUUUUUUACCAAUACAAUCCCAAGGGUGCAGUAUGGGGCAAUAUUGUAUGGGCUCAUUCGGUAUCGACUGACUUGAUCAACUGGAAAGCACUUGAGCCUGCCAUCGUUCCUUCCAAGCCAUUUGAUCAAUACGGGUGCUGGUCCGGUUCAGCAACUAUUCUUCCUGGAAACAAGCCUGUGAUACUCUACACUGGAAUCACAGAAGGGCCGCCAAAAAAUGUACAAGUUCAAAACUAUGCUAUUCCCGCCAACCUGUCUGAUCCUUAUCUCCGGGAAUGGAUCAAGCCUGACAACAACCCUUUAGUCGUUGCCAACAAUGGCGAAAAUGGCACGGCCUUUCGGGACCCCACCACAGCAUGGUUGAGCAAAAGUGGAUAUUGGAAAAUGUUGGUGGGUAGCAGGGACAAUGACACUGGAAUUGCUUAUUUGUACAAAAGUAAAGAUUUUGUGAAUUGGACUAAGGCGAAAGACCCGAUUCAUUCCAAGCCCGAGACUGGAAUGUGGGAAUGUCCUGAUUUUUUUCCAGUGUCAUUGAAGGGUGUGAAUGGAUUAGAUGCAUCGGUUACAGGAGAAGGUGUUAAGCAUGUACUAAAGGUUAGCUUGGAUGUCACAAGGUACGAGUAUUACACUGUUGGAACUUAUGUUACUGAAGAGGAUAGGUAUGUUCCGGAUAAUACAUCGGUUGAUGGUUGGGCUGGGUUGAGGUUGGAUUAUGGAAACUUUUAUGCGUCCAAGUCUUUCUUUGAUCCGGCUAAGAAUCGGAGAGUUAUAUGGAGUUGGGCUAAUGAAUCUGACACUGCUGCACAUGAUGUUGCAAAGGGAUGGGCCGGAAUUCAGUUGAUUCCACGAACAAUUUUACUGGAUCCAAAUGGAAAACAGUUGAUGCAGUGGCCAGUUCAAGAAUUAGAAACACUGAGAGGGGCAAAAGUUGUAUUAACUGAUAAACAAAUGCUCGUUAUGGGGCAUCGUAUUGAAGUUAAUGGAAUAACAGCUGCACAGGCCGAUGUUGAGGUGACAUUCUCAUUUGGAAGCUUGGAGAAAGCUGAGCCAUUUGAUCCAGAAUGGCUAGAAUAUGAUGCUCAAAAGAUUUGCAGCCUCAAGGGUUCUACAGUUCAAGGUGGAGUUGGCCCAUUUGGUCUCUUAACACUGGCAUCACAAGAGCUAGAAGAAUACACUCCUGUCUUCUUCAGAGUUUUCAAGGCACAAAACACGCAUAAAGUCCUCAUGUGCUCUGAUGCAACACGGUCCUCGUUGACGGAAGGAUUGUACAGGCCAUCAUUUGCAGGUUUUGUGGAUGUUGAUAUAGCUGCUGAUAAGCAAAUCUCUCUUAGAAGCUUGAUUGAUAAUUCGGUUGUUGAAAGUUUUGGAGCUAGAGGAAGGACAUGCAUCUCAUCCAGGGUGUAUCCAACACUAGCAGUUUAUGAGAAUGCUCAUUUAUAUGUCUUCAACAAUGGCUCAGAGACUAUUACCGUAGAGAAUCUGGCUGCGUGGAGCAUGAAGAAGCCCUUGCAUAUGAACUAAAGUAACGGAGGAAGAAGAAAAAGAUGAAAUCUUGCACACUUUUUUUAGGUUUUUAAUCGGGGACCAGUCUCGUUAAACUAGUGGUUCGAUGCUAGAGUUCUCGCCGUAAUAUGUAAUGUACUGGUAGUGAUAUAAGCAAGUUAUAUUGUCUAAUGUCUCUCUUGUAUUUCCUCUCUACACCUGCUCUGGUGCUCUUAAUUAACGUCAAUAAAUGUGUUUAGCUUGUGAAAGAA
This is a messenger RNA of Daucus carota subsp. sativus, 2099 nucleotides long. RefSeq names its product beta-fructofuranosidase, insoluble isoenzyme 1. Gene Ontology annotation, biological process: carbohydrate metabolic process. Lineage: Eukaryota; Viridiplantae; Streptophyta; Magnoliopsida; Apiales; Apiaceae. The record is from RefSeq and is a predicted model, not a curated record. Gene Ontology annotation, molecular function: hydrolase activity, hydrolyzing O-glycosyl compounds. Bases 85 to 1866 code for a protein of 593 amino acids. The transcript has 7 exons.